Molecule: messenger RNA, 724 nt
Organism: Dunckerocampus dactyliophorus (ringed pipefish)
Lineage: Eukaryota; Metazoa; Chordata; Actinopteri; Syngnathiformes; Syngnathidae
Product: troponin I, slow skeletal muscle-like
Exons: 4
Coding region: 7-483 (158 amino acids)
Biological process (GO): muscle contraction
Cellular component (GO): troponin complex
Source: RefSeq, a predicted model, not a curated record
ACCAAAAUGAUCAAGAAGGCCAUGGUGAUGCUGGAGAACGACAAGCAAAUAAGAAGGGAUGAGCGGGAGAGAACCCUGUCUGAGAGAGUCCCGGCAUUAGAGAUGUCUGGCAUGUCAGCGCAGGAUCUGCAGAAUCUUUGCAAAGAGCUACACCAGAAGAUCGAUGUUGUGGACGAGGAACGUUACGACAUUGCUUUAAAAGUGGCCAAAAGUGACAUUGAGGUGCGAGACCUGUCUCAGAAGAUCUACGAGCUCAAGGGUAAGAUGAAGAGGCCAAACCUGAAGAGAGUGAGGGUGUCUGCAGACGCCAUGCUGGGAGCGCUGCUUGGCUCCAAGGUCAAAGAGUCUGUGGACUUCAAGGCCAACCUGAAAACUGUGAAGAAAGAGGAGGAGAAGAAAGAGGAAGUGACUGACUGGCGUAAGAACGUGGACGCCAUGUCGGGUAUGGAGGGCAGGAAGAAGCUGUUUGACGCUGGCCAGUAGACGUCUCGGCCAACACAUUUGCAGAUGGAGAUGAUUAGUCGGAUCAACAGAUCAACUCAUGUAACCAAUCUCUGUAGACAUUUUCAAUGGGAUGCAUCCAUUAUGACGUACUUUAGCUGCAUAAGGUACAAUUCAUUCGGGUAACGUUUGAAUUUUAUAGCAAAGAUCAUACGCUUUGUAGUUUUAGUAAGAUGUCCCCUCAAGUAGUGAGAUGUGCAGCACACAUCUUAAGUAAAACAUA